Messenger RNA from Fusarium vanettenii 77-13-4, 1401 nucleotides. RefSeq lists its product as uncharacterized. Gene Ontology annotation, molecular function: carboxylic ester hydrolase activity. The transcript has 2 exons. NCBI's taxonomy places the organism in Eukaryota, Fungi, Ascomycota, Sordariomycetes, Hypocreales, Nectriaceae. The coding region runs from base 1 to 1401 and encodes 466 amino acids. The record is from RefSeq and is a predicted model, not a curated record.
AUGUCGAGUCUUUUGGUGAAUUUGACCUCUUUGUUACAGAAUGCGGGGCAUCAUGUCGUUGCCCUUCUCUCUCGCCUCUACGAGCUCCUACCGUCUUGGAUCAGCCGAGGUUCCUAUAACGAACAACAGUUGUCAAUCAUAGCGACCACAACUAUUCAACUCCUUCAAGAUGGACGCUGGGGCUACUUGCGUAACCAGUUUGCUCUGCCUUUGAGGUUUUUCCUCACUGAGACUUUACUGGAAAAGGGCUGGCAGAUGAUUACCGCAACCACGGGGCCGAUUCAACGGAUUGGGCAGCCGGUUAUCUCUGGUGGCUGGUUUCUCUCCGCCAAGGUACCAGUUCAUUUCUCCAGAGCAAAUCUGGCCUUGAUUAUCCAGAUGCGAUCCUCGGGGAAACUUAUAGGCCUUCGCGUGAGCCCGCUUUUUGCUGCUGGGCUGGGUCAAGACUGGAAGCCUCCUCCCUACGCUGAGCUUGGUGCUGAGCGGGAGGUAGAACUUAAGCUUGGAUUAAAACUGGAAGUGCCAGGGAUGCUUUGUCUUCCAAAGGAACCGGGCGUUUUCCCUUGCGUCAUCUUUCUGUCUGGUUCUGGGCCUUGCGACAUGGACUCGACCGUUGGCUCGGUGAAGCCUCUCAAAGAUCUUGCUCUUGGCCUUGCACAACAUGGCAUUGCUUCUAUCCGCUUUGAUAAAGUGACCCUCAAGCAUGCGCAAAAGUUCAAAAAUAGUACAACCAUCACAGUCGGCGAUGAGUACCUUGAUCAGGCCAACAAUGCCAUCGCACAUGCAAAGCAGCACUCCGAGAUUGACCCUGACCGGAUCUUCAUUAUCGGACAUAGCCUCGGUGCGACUGUUGCCCCUUACCUGGCUCAAACCGACGAACGGGUACGCGGAGUUGUCUUACUUGCUGCACCGAGUCAGCCUUUGCACAGGGCUUACGUUCGGCAACUCCGUUACUUUGCCUCGUUGGAUAGUGAGCCAGUGGAAGCCAUGCAGGAGCUCAUUGCGGAGGCAGAACAAAAAGCCGAUGCAGCAGAUUCCGGUGCUACUGUAGCGAAAGACCUUCCAUUCAACCUCCCCGCUUCUUACUGGAACAGCGUCCGUGAACUCGAUCCUGUGGGUACCGCGCAGAGGUUGGAGAAGCCGAUGCUAUUGCUUCAAGGUUCGCGCGAUUAUCAAGUCACGGUAGAGGAUGAUUGGGUUGAAUGGGAGCGUGCACUUGGCAACAAGAACAAUGCUCGUUUGCGGGCUUAUGAGGGACUUGAUCAUUGUUUCAUCAAAGGAGAAGAAAAAUCUACGCCAGCUGAUUAUGAUGUACCGGGAAAUGUGGAACUAGAAGUUGUUCGUGACAUCAGUCGUUGGAUUUUGGACACGGAGACAGGUGGAAGUUCUAGUGGUAUAUAG